GAAUGCUCCAUUUGCCACUUAGACAGAUGACAACUGUGGCUAUAAAAGCAACUGAGGACCUGGAAGAAGCCACACACCAUCCUCCUGGGAGUUGCAGUGAUGAAGGUUCUAGUCCUCACCCUUCUCUCCGUUCUUAUUGCAGCAAAUGAAGCCAAAGAGUUUGAAAGAUGUAAACUAGCUAAGGAUCUGAAAGAGCAUGGGAUGGAUGGAUACCAUGGCAUCAGCCUGGACAACUGGGUCUGUAUGGCCAAACAUGAAAGUGACUACAACACUGCAGCCGUGGGGCCACCUAACUCAGACGGCAGUCGUAACUAUGGGAUUUUUCAAAUCAACAGCCACUAUUGGUGCUCCAAUGGACAGGGCCCAUCUGCCAAUGGUUGUGGAAAGCCCUGCAGUGCUUUCACAACUGACGACAUCACAGAUGAUAUUGAGUGUGUUAAGAAAGUGGUCCGUGACCCCCAAGGGAUGGAUGCCUGGGUAGCUUGGAGGAACCACUGCAAGGGAAAAGACGUCUCACAAUAUACCCGUGGCUGCAACCUCUGAAUUCCAUAGUCCAAAAUAAAAUCCAGCAUUUCUCUUUUGCUUCACUCUGAUACCUUUCCCUGUACAAUCAGCAUUGAGCUUGUCUUUUCUAUUCAGGUAUUUGCAUUUUGUGGCCCAAUAUGGUUGGCAGAAUGGCCUUCUUUGCAGAUAAAUGAAAUCAAGGGGGGAUUAGAAAUGUGUCUGGGUGGGAAAGUGGGAUUGAGCUUGGCUGAGAUUGUGAGCCUUUCUCUUUGAAGAUGUUUAAUAAAUUGAAUAAAUUGAG
Elgaria multicarinata webbii is the source of this 805-nucleotide messenger RNA. RefSeq names its product lysozyme C-1-like. Gene Ontology annotation, molecular function: lysozyme activity. The transcript has 4 exons. The record is from RefSeq and is a predicted model, not a curated record. Bases 100 to 543 code for a protein of 147 amino acids. Lineage: Eukaryota; Metazoa; Chordata; Lepidosauria; Squamata; Anguidae.